AUGUCCGGACUGAAAUUGAAACAAAAACGAUCGAAAAUUGAGGCAUUCGAGGAAGAAGGUAAAAUUUACGCCGAAAAAUCGAUAAUAAUCGUAUUUUUAGAAGAGGUAGACGAAAUUCCGGUGAAACAAUAUUUUUCGGAUCCUAAAAAUGUGCCAGGAACGUCGACGAAAACAUCGGAGAAUGAGCCAGCCGAUAAUGCGCUUGGUAAAAUUUUUUGGAUGGUUCUGAAUUUUUUAGAGUUAAAAAAAUUGAAGCACAACUGGAAUACGAACUGCAACAGCCACAAUUGAAUGUGCACGAAAUCGGACGAAUCAUCACCGAGGGAAUGAUGGAAAAGCAGCUGAGCGACGAGUCUCUCGGCGAAUUGGCCCGCAAACUGGCGAAAUCCAUUCAGGGAAUUCCGAAUAUCGACGUUUGGAAUCUGGCCGACGAGCUCAGCAAGGGAGUGCUCGACAGUCGGCUUGUCGUCAUUGGAAACGCGUUUUUGGUGAAUUUUUGCGAAAAAAUUAGUUUUACAUCCUAAAAAUCGCCAAUUUUGCAGUGGAACCUGCUGAAGACGAGUGUGUCGGCCGUUCGCGACAAAUUCGAGCAAUACCACCACAAAGUGAGCAGAAUCUCGUCGAAUGCGACGACGAGCACAAAAGUGGACUUUGUUUCGUCGCGGGUCCAACCGGGCGAGCACCUAGUCCCCGAGGGCCGGUUUUUCCGCAAAACGGACCUUUUGGACGUCUUCCAUCAAGUUGUGUUCCGAAAAACUGGAGAUGUGUUCAACAAGAGCAAACAAUUCAUAAGGGCCUAUUUGGUCAGGGUACGUCGCCUUUUUCGAAGGGAUAAUGGGAAGAAAUGGGCUGGAAAUGACUUUCUGUGUGUUUUCUUGCAAACAAUUCCAGAAACUUGUAAACUUUUUAAUAUUUUUUUCAGGCCACAACGCCUCGAUGCGCAGUUUGGCACUUUAGCCUCCGUCAGAGUGGAACGUCGCACAAAAAAAUACUGCAGGAUAUUCCGCAUCACGUACUUGACACUCUUUUGCGUACGUUUUCCGGAAAGAAAACCGACUUUUGACCCACUUGGAAUCAUUCAAUCUAGCUCAAACUUUACAGGCUUCUUGUACUUGGAUGGAAGUAUAUUAGGUCCAAAUUUCAGAUCGAUCCGAUAAUCUGGUCCCGAGAUAUGUGAAUCGGAGGACGAAAAGACCGUAUAUCUCGGGGCCAGAUGUUCGGAUCGGUCUGAAACGCGGACCCAUUAUACUUCAAUCCAAACCCGAAAAGCGUGCAAAGUUUGGUCCCGAUCGGAUCAUUAAAAGUGAUCCACAAAAACAUUGCAGAUUUCCUACUUUCGCUGUGCGGACUGGGUGACCGUGAGCUGGCGUUGAAUUUCGAAGAGCUCAACGUGCGGACUCGUUUUUUCGGCACUCUGGGCGAGAACGACGAGGCGAGACAGACGGAAUUCGAGCAUUUGAAGACGACGCGCGAAAACAUGAUCGCCAGAUUCCGCACUUGCGUCACCGACGUUUUGUAGGCGAUUUUCUCGGCGAAACUUGAACGUUUUUUCUCGAUUUUUCAGAAACGAAAUUCGCGAAAUGCCCUACAAUUAUGCGAGUCAAGAGUUGCUACCACCGCCGGUAAUUUUUAAAACCAUUUUCUCGAAAAACUCUGUAAACGUGUCAAUUUUCAGCGCGGAAAGCGAGUGGAUCACCAGCAAUGCGUGACGUGGCGCCAAUACGAGACACUCGUGAAAAAGUGCGAAUCGAACCCGUCGAAGGAGAAUUUGGAGGCAAAACAAGAGCUCGAGUGAGAAGAAGCGCAUGUUUUAGUGUAAAAUUGGAACACAUUUCAGCUAUCAACUGCGAUUCACCUACGAAAUGGAUAUUGAAAUUGAAGAUGGCAUCGAUAAAUAG
Molecule: messenger RNA, 1898 nt
Organism: Caenorhabditis sp. 36 PRJEB53466
Lineage: Eukaryota; Metazoa; Nematoda; Chromadorea; Rhabditida; Rhabditidae
Source: the annotation of a GenBank genome assembly